GGUGACGCGGAGUAAAGGCACGGUCAAAGACUCGUUGCAAAUAGCCUGUUCUGAUACCAUGUUAAAGUCUGCGGGCAUCCAACUCAAAAACAAUUGGCUUUGAGUGGAGAGGCCCUAAAGGAUUAUAAACUGCAGGAUCUUAGAUGCCUAAACAAUGUGGACUAAUAAUCUCAACAUGUUUCCUUGUUAUGCGGAGCUUGUCUGUCCGUACUUGAAAACUUGUUGCGUCAAAUUCCCUUGUGUGCUACUAUAUACACUGUGUUCUUGAUGCAGUACUCCUACGAUAUUUCCUCAGGACUCUUAAGCUCACUACUCAUAGUUGUAAUCUCUCGUCCUUGAUCUCUAUAUAUCAUCUUAUUUUCAUUUAGUAUGCAAUUUUAUACACAAACUAAUUAUCUCUAUGGUGUUUGUUUGUGGAUACGCGGAGGAGGACGUGGAUAAGCAGGCAUAAACUUUGAAGGUCAGUUGCAACCGAUGCUUCCCGCAAGCUGAAACUUGAAAGCUAAGCAGGGAGAGAAGAUAUCUACGAAGGCUCUUGUUUCUGCUGAGCCUUUGCAAGGAGUUGCUACCGAGGGCUUUGCCGACAGCACUGUUGUAAGUCUUGCAACUGCGGCUCCUUCUUAUGGAUGCAAAUUCCAUGUGGUUGUUCCAGAUGCUGCUGCUAUGGAGAAGAGGCUUGAGAUGUAAUCAUUGAUAUUGUCAUUGGAGUCGUGAGUGCAAUACUUUUCCCUCUUGCUGAUUGCAGUAGAUAUAAUGCCAACACAUAUUUAUGUGAACAUUCAUAAGCAAGCUGCUGAAUGCAGAUUGCCAAGGAUACACACAACACCAUUCAUUCAGGAAACUGACCGAAAACAGGAAACCCACAAUUUUCUUUCCAACAAGUCAGUCAGGUAUAUAAAGGAAUGUCUGAGUGGUUUUGGAGCUAGAAGAAAGGAGAUGGCCGACUAUAAUCCUAUAAACAGUCUUCCUACAGAAAUCACAUUGAGCAUAUUUUCUAGGUUACCGGGUGAGUCGGUAUUAGAUUGUAAACUUGUAUGCAGAGCUUGGAGAAAUUUCUUACAGUUUCAUGUUAAUACUCCUUACUUUGUGUAUCAGCAUCUGCAGAGACAACGUGGUUAUGUUCCUCAUGGACUAGUACAGCAGCAGCAGCAGCAGCAUAAGCCGUCUGAUUCUGAGACGAUGAGUUUCGUGGCCUUUGACAGACACACCCAAGUUUUCUGGUAUUUGGAGUACCACGAUAACGGUGAUAGAAUUAGUGACAAGCGGACUAAUAACUACCGGAUAAAGACAAUCAAUAUGAAAUUUCCGGCAGACAGGUGUGUAAAACGAAUACAGGGACUAGUUGGUUCAGAUAAUGGAUUGAUUUGCUUAUCACUCAAGUUGCCGCCCGAAUACAGUGUCAUCCCUGCAUACCAGAAUAAGGUGGCACACAGUCCCAAUGAAACUUUAUGCAUCUGUAAUCCCAUCACUAGAGAAUUCGUGACUCUUCCAGGGAUACUGAUCGACAAGAAAAGAAGCGUUGAUGAUGGUGUUCACAUUGUGCAUGGAUUCGGGUACCACCCUUUAACUAAUGAGUAUAAGGUCGUUAGAAUUUGUUAUGUAGGAGACCGGAAAUCAAAAUCACCCUCCUACAGAGGACAGGCAGAGGUAUAUACAAUUGGAAGUGGCUGCGGUUGGAUAAGUGUGGCAGAAACCAACUUAAGGCCGAGGUAUAUUGGAGAUCCUACAGGUGUGUGUGUUAAUGGGGCUCUUCAUUGGAUCUGUGAUGAUUCCGCGAAUAUUAUGGUCUUUGAUUUGGCGACUGAGAAGUUCCACUUUCUCAGUGCCCCAACUGAGCAGAUACAUGACGCAAGAAGAAUCUAUGUUAUGAGAGGGUGUUUGUGUUAUGUAUGCUAUGACCCCACUGAUAAACUGCUGCGAUUGUAUUUUUUAAAGAAGUAUUACAAGUCAUGGAGUUGGAAGAGAGAGUUCACGAUACCAUUAGAAAUGCUACACCACAUAAGAUUUUUUAUGUUUUCCAUUACAAAGAUGGGUGAAAUUUUACUGAUAAACAAUGGUCGAGAUCAAGUCCUUGGUUAUCCUAGCCAGAGAACAGAAAUAUCACAAAAGGGUUUCAAGUUGGAUGCAACAACGGAUUUGAGGGUACCGCUACCAUACAUCAAAACCUUUGUCUCUUUGGAAGCAUUAGGAGAAACAAAUGUAAAGAAAAUUGCAUUAGAAAGAUCGAUGUGCAAAGACAAGCAAGAGUCAUUUGACGUCGACAGACCAGUAUCGCCUGCAGGCCUCCUGAGGCAGACAAAGAAACCGCGCAAGUCUAAAGAUACAGAUUAAGCAGGGGGCAGCUAAAGUUUGAGUUAUUUGAUCUGGAGUACACCGGACAUAUUUAACUUUUCAUCGCAGUUACUGUCGAUUUUAAUUAGGUGUGCCAUCUUGAUGAAACGGUUAGGUUAUA
This is a messenger RNA of Papaver somniferum (opium poppy), 2452 nucleotides long. Its product is annotated as F-box protein At3g07870-like. Gene Ontology annotation, molecular function: protein binding. Lineage: Eukaryota; Viridiplantae; Streptophyta; Magnoliopsida; Ranunculales; Papaveraceae. The transcript has 5 exons. Bases 754 to 2331 code for a protein of 525 amino acids. The record is from RefSeq and is a predicted model, not a curated record.